UACAGUACUCCCCCACAUUUACUUUCCACCCAAUCCAAUCUUCUUCACAUAUGGGUAGUUUAGAGGAGGAGAUGUUGGUUCAGAUGGUCCAUGAUUUCAUUGAGUCAGAAUCUGCAACGCCCCUUUGCUCUUCCACCUCUGAGAGCCUAAAUCCCGAGCAACUGCAGUCCAAGUAUUUUACUUUACUGGAGGUUUUGAGGAGCAGGACAGAUGCUGAGAGUGGGGUUCUUGAGAAGGUGGUGAGGCAUAUGAGAAACAAGAGGGAUGCGGACAGGAGUAACAGUUUGAAGAAAUGGUUUGUCAGGAGGCUGAAAAUGGAUGGGUUUAAUGCUUCUCUUUGCCAAACGUCUUGGCCUACUACCUUGGGUUGUUCUGCUGGUGACUAUGAAUACAUUGAUGUUGUAAUGAAAGGCGAUAAGAGUAGUGGUGGUGGUGGUUCAGUGAGAAUAAUAGUGGACAUAGACUUCAAGUCCCAGUUUGGAGUUGCGAGGCCAACAUCAGCCUACACACAGCUCUCUGAGGCGCUCCCAUCAAUCUAUGUUGGGAAUGAAGACAAACUUGAUAGGAUAAUCAGCAUCCUAAGCUCAGCAGCAAAGCAAUCACUGAGAGAGAGAGGGCUUCACAUACCCCCAUGGAGAACAGACGCAUACAUGAGGGCCAAGUGGCUCUCAGACUGCCACAAAGUACCAGCUCCUCAUCAUGCCAUCGCUUUUAGCAGAGAAAAUGGAGAAGCCAAGAGUAGUGCACAUGGCUCCUCUAAGCCCUCAAAGUGGGCACCUCCCAUGGUGAAACCCAAAACAAGGGAUUUGGGUGGUGAGUCUGCCUUGUCUAGUCAAUUCUCUAACUUGGGCAUCAACUGCUGCUAACCUUCCAAUUUUGCCACCACUCAGUCUCAGACUCCAUUUUUUUGGUCUUUCCUUCUUGAUGUUUUUGCACUGGAAUUUUCUUUUGCUCAACUACUUGGCCAUCAGAUCUUUUUCUUUCUCUACUGAGACAUGAACAAUGCAAUUAACCAUUUUCAA
Messenger RNA from Vitis vinifera (wine grape), 1022 nucleotides. RefSeq lists its product as uncharacterized. The transcript is spliced from 3 exons. The coding region runs from base 51 to 866 and encodes 271 amino acids. The record is from RefSeq and is a predicted model, not a curated record. Lineage: Eukaryota; Viridiplantae; Streptophyta; Magnoliopsida; Vitales; Vitaceae.